This is a messenger RNA of Zingiber officinale, 2215 nucleotides long. RefSeq names its product rho guanine nucleotide exchange factor 8-like. Bases 423 to 2006 code for a protein of 527 amino acids. The transcript has 7 exons. NCBI's taxonomy places the organism in Eukaryota, Viridiplantae, Streptophyta, Magnoliopsida, Zingiberales, Zingiberaceae. The record is from RefSeq and is a predicted model, not a curated record. Gene Ontology annotation, molecular function: guanyl-nucleotide exchange factor activity.
UUCAACCAGCGCCUCAUGUUACGAUCUCUCUUCCUGGAAAUCCUCCGCACUUCAAAUCCUCACUCUUCCCUCAUUUGGAAGCUAAAACCACCUUCUUAACCCGUUUCCGCAUUCUUCCGAACAGAUUUCCUUCGUCAAAGAUCCUACCUUUUUUAUUCUGAUCGAUUACGGAGGUGGAUCGAUCAUUUGAGCCGGCAAAGAUUCAGUCUUUGCAGAUGAUCGAGCCGCCAAAUUGUUGUAUUUAGCUUCGAUCGAACGUUAUCGGUCUUCAUUUUGAGGGUUUUAAGCAAUCCGUCAAAAUUCCGCUCCGGAGGCGAUCGGCGAGCUCCCCCCUCUUCCAGCCUCUCACCUCCGAGAGCAGCGGAGAUGAGUUGGCGCACCCUCGGAGCAUAUGGACUAGGGUCCGAACUUUGAGCCUGCUGAUGGUGCGGCUCCUCAAGCGAGGGCACGGCCUCGAGAAACCCUACGAUGAGGAGGGCGACGAGGAGGCUGACGCCGCUGUGCGCCAGGUGCAGAGUCAGAUACUGGAGGGUGUGGGGCGGAAUAGUCCAGCGUACGAUGAUGACAACUACGGUGUGCUCUUCCACUGGCAGGGGGAGGCCGGCGCCGACCGCCCUCGCAGGGCGCUGCAGAUUGACCGCUCGUCCUGCAUCGGCUCGAGGCCGCGGCUGAGCAAAGAUGGAGGCGCCAGAGAAGCAACCCCUUCUGAGAUGGGGUUGAUGAAAGAUAGAUAUGCAAAGCUGCUUCUUGGAGAGGAUAUGUCAGGUGGUGGCAGAGGAGUUUCAUCUGCUCUUGCUUUGUCCAAUGCCUUCACCAACCUUGCUGCAUCUGUAUUUAGCGAACAAUCACGCUUAGAACCGAUGCCUGCUGAAAGAAAAGAGAGGUGGAGGAGGGAAAUCGACUGGCUUUUAUCUGUGACCGAUCACAUUGUUGAGUUUGUUCCUUCUAGACAGACAUCAAAGGAAGGGGUUACCAUAGAGAUAAUGACGACGCAACAACGCAGAGAUCUUCAAAUGAACAUCCCCGCGCUUCGCAAGCUAGAUGCAAUGCUCAUAGGUUCCCUUGACGACUUCAUGGACCAGAACAUGUUUUGGUAUGAUUCAAGAGAUGCCGAUGAAUCAGAAAAGGGAAGAGCGCGGAGGAAGGACGACAAAUGGUGGCUUCCUACAGUGAGAGUCCCCCCUAAUGGACUCCCUGAGGAGUCCACUAGAUGGAUUCAGUUCCAGAAAGAUUCAGCUUCACAGGUACACAAGGCAGCCAUGGCGAUCAAUGCUCAAGUUCUCAUGGGAAUGGAAGUCCCUGAAGCCUAUGUCGAAUCUCUUCCCAAGAAUGGACGGUCAAGCCUAGGAGAUGCUAUCUACAAAUGCAUCACAGAUGAUGUCUUCGACCCCGAAGAAUUCCUCAGAAUGGUGGAUUUGUCAACCGAGCACAAGAUUCUUGAUUUGAAAAACCGAAUCGAGGCUUCGGUUGUGAUCUGGAAGAGGAAAGUGCUAGACAAGGAAGGCAAGCAUCAUUCCUGGAGUUCGGCGGUCAGUUUGGGGAAGAGGGAGCUGUUCGAAGAGAGAGCUGAGAUCAUCUUAAUCCUCAUCAAGCAAAGGUUUCCUGCCAUCUCUCAAUCAGCUCUGGAUAUCAGCAAGAUCCAGUACAACAAAGAUGUAGGACUAGCAAUCCUAGAGAGCUACUCGAGGAUCCUAGAAAGCUUAGCCUUCGUGUUGAUUUCGCGAAUUGACGAUGUCCUAUAUGCGGAUUCUCUCGCGAAAGGUUCAACCACCAAGUGUCCAGAGGGGAGGCAACCGAUGCACGAUACUAGAGAAGAAACAAAGUCAGCCUCAUUGAUGAGUCUAUCGGAUUUCAUGAGCUGGGAUCGUGAGACCGGACAUGGCAUUGAGAUGAGGAAUGCCGGAGGGGGGAUGGUGAAGAGGCCUACCGAAGUGAAGGACGACAAGAAGUUUUGUUACUUGGUGGAGCACGUAGGAGGCACGAAAAGUCCUGCGGCUCGUCAUUGAUAGGCACAACCGCCUCCCAAUUGUGUUCGAGCGUAGAUAGUUUAUAGGCACAAGAGCCAUUGUAGAUCUUACAGUCUUAUUUGCUCUUUUAAACUUGUUGGCUGAGAAGAGGUACUACUAUAUCGCGAUGCAUCAUUUGAUUUCUGAUUCUAGUUUACAAUAUUGAACAAAACUAAUGAAGAGGGUCUUCACGAGUAAGUAGGGUUGUA